Taeniopygia guttata (zebra finch) is the source of this 1923-nucleotide messenger RNA. It is a transcript of the gene PLA2G12A, whose product is annotated as phospholipase A2 group XIIA. Gene Ontology annotation, biological process: arachidonate secretion; lipid catabolic process; phospholipid metabolic process. The record is from RefSeq and is a predicted model, not a curated record. Gene Ontology annotation, molecular function: calcium ion binding; A2-type glycerophospholipase activity. Gene Ontology annotation, cellular component: extracellular region. Lineage: Eukaryota; Metazoa; Chordata; Aves; Passeriformes; Estrildidae.
GUGGCGGCGGUGGCAGCGGGCCGGGCCGGGCGGGCGGCGGAGGGGAGGGCGGCGGCGUAGCGGGCUCGGCAUGGCCCCGGCUCGGCUGGCGGCGUAGCGGGCUCGGCAUGGCCCCGGCCCGGCUGUCGCUGCUGCCCCCGCUGCUGCUGCUGCUGGUCGCGGCCUGCGCCUGGCGGCCGGCGCGGGGCCAGGAGGCGCCGCAGAGCCCGGACUGGCGGAUGACGCUGAAGACGAUCCGCAAUGGCGUGCACAAGAUCGACACGUACCUGAACGCGGCCCUGGACCUGCUGGGCGGCGAGGACGGGCUCUGCCAGUACAAGUGCAGCGACGGAUCAAGACCCGUUCCUCGUUAUGGGUAUAAACCAUCACCACCAAAUGGCUGUGGAUCCCCUCUGUUUGGAGUUCAGUUUGACAUCGGUAUCCCAUCAAUGACAAGGUGCUGCAAUCACCAUGACAGAUGCUAUGAUACUUGUGGCAAUAAAAAAAAUGAUUGUGAUGAGCAGUUUCAGACCUGCCUCUCAAAAAUUUGCAGAGAUGUGCAGAAAACGCUUGGAAUCUCAGAGAGUGUCCAGGCUUGUGAAUCAACUGUUCAACUGCUGUUUGAUGCAGUUAUACAUUUGGGAUGCAAACCAUACCUGGACAGCCAGAGAGCUGCUUGUAUGUGUCGUUAUGAGGGCAAGACAGAUCUCUGAAAGAAGACACCGAGAUAUCAUGGUGUAGAAUAAAACCAAAGAUCCAGCCAAAAUGAAGCAAGGCUUUGGUUACAAAUCGUUAGACCUUUCAGACAGUGAUACAUUAAACACUGACAUGAAUUUACUGAUUUGAGGAUCACUAUGAUAUUCUCAUUCAUGUGAAAAAGAAAUAAGUCAUCCUUCUCUCCAGUUUAUGCCAGAAGCUUGGGAACUGAAACUGUUUUCCUUUGGUAUAUGUGCACCUGUAUGUGCUGUUGUAAAACGCUGAUGCCAUUUUAAUGUUCCCAAGAAGACUCCACAGUGGAGACAUCAGAAGCACCAAAGAGUUAUACUGUAUUCUCAGGUGAUUUUUAAUACAGGUCAAAUUUAGGUUUACUAGUAGUUGAAGAAUCUGAUGGGUUCAACAGGAAAGAGUGUGUUAUGUGUACCAGUAUGAGACAUCUUACAUAGCCUAUACCUGCAUGUUUCUGCUGUAGUUGCCUUGAGUGCUCUCUCAUGUUUGUGGUCCUGCAGGUUUCUUGUUAAAAAGCCAGGAAAACGCCCCAAGCCAAUGUACAUGCACUACAUAUUUCUACCUGAUUCUAUAUCAAUGCCUUACUAAAGCAGCACCUUUCAGAUCAAAUGCAUUGAUCCUUUUAAGGACUGUCCAGUAAAAUGAACAGUUUGCAGCCUAAGGAUAUACUUUUGAUUUGACAGAAUGGUGAAAUGUAGUUUCUGUAUUGUUUUUUAAAAAUUCAUCAAAUGUCUGGUUUUGAAUAAAACAUUUUGUGCUGUGUAUUAUAUGAAUGGAAAGGAUAUAUGUACAAAUAUGUUGAUUUAGAUUUCUGUUGUGGCACAACUUGGGUACUGUAUUCAUCUUUGCUGUCAUUUAGUGUGUUCCGAUGAAAACUAAAAGGAAGUUCCACAGUUAAGACCAGAGUGCCCAAAAAACAAAUUUAUUUAUGAUGCCCUCUGUGAGGCUGAUGGAUAUAUAAGCUUGUACUUCUGUUACUUGUUCACUCUCUGACUUCUGUAGCUAAAAUCACCUGAUGCCUGAAUUAUUUUGUGUUUACUCUCUGUACUCUCUGUACUUGUUGCUUAUCUACAGGUGUCAGUCCUUAGUUAACUUCUGCAUUAGGUCUUCUGUUAGAAAGAUAAUUAUUUGCUUUAAUUAUUCACAGGAGACGAAUAAAAAUUAAAAUAUCGCAUCUGUGAACAGGUAGUAGAAAUUAAAUGCAUAAAAUUCACUGGA